GCACGCACUCCUUUUGCGUGUUUCGGAGAGGAAAAGAAAAUCCUUGGUGUAGUCCAAUCCAGCCGUGCAAGGCUGUGCUAGCUCAUGAGUACUUCACGCUGGGAUCGCAAGGAAAGUGACCUCUUACUCUCCCCCUCUCGACUCUGCUCCGUGCUUAUACAGGUCCACACCGCGCGGCCCUGCGCACUUGAAGAUUGGACAGGGUUUGCAGAGACGAAAUCAGGAACUCAUGGCGGCCGCGGGACGGUCGGAGGUGCCGCUGGCCGUGAUCCAGGACCGGUCGGGCUCGACGGCGACGUCGGCGUAUCCUGGCUCAGACACCGGACAAGAGAAGCCCACCCAGAACACCGCAUCAACAGCCAGCUCCGCUCCGAUGGGCGAGUGCAGCACGGAGUACAGGGGCCUCCCCGACGGCAAUGGCGAGGGCGCCGAGGCGCUCCGCAAGGUCUCCAUUGUCCCGCUGGUCUUCCUCAUCUUCUACGAGGUCUCCGGCGGGCCAUUCGGCAUCGAGGACAGCGUGGGCGCGGCGGGGCCGCUCCUCGCCAUCGCCGGUUUCCUGAUCCUCCCCGUCAUCUGGAGCAUCCCGGAGGCGCUGAUCACGGCCGAGCUGGGCACCAUGUUCCCGGAGAACGGCGGGUACGUCGUCUGGGUCGCCUCAGCGCUCGGCCCCUACUGGGGCUUCCAGCAGGGGUGGAUGAAGUGGCUGAGCGGCGUGAUCGACAACGCCCUGUACCCUGUCCUCUUCUUGGACUACCUCAAGUCCGCCGUCCCGGCGCUGGGCGGCGGCCCGCCGAGGGCGUUCGCUGUCCUGGGACUCACGGCGGUGCUGACGCUGCUGAACUACCGGGGUCUCACCGUCGUCGGCUGGGUUGCAAUCUGCCUUGGGGUGUUCUCUGUCCUGCCUUUCUUCGUCAUGGGGCUCAUCUCACUCCCCAAGCUCCGGCCGACGAGGUGGCUGGUGGUCGACCUCCACAACGUCGACUGGAACCUGUACCUGAACACUCUGUUCUGGAACCUCAACUACUGGGAUUCCAUCAGCACGCUGUCCGGUGAGGUCGACAACCCCGGCAAGACGCUGCCCAAGGCGCUGUUCUACGCGGUCAUCUUCGUGGUCGUGGGCUACCUGUACCCGCUCCUCGCCGGGACCGGCGCGGUGCCACUGGACAGGGGGCAAUGGAGCGACGGCUACUUCGCGGACAUAGCGAAGCUGAUGGGCGGCGCGUGGCUGAUGUGGUGGGUGCAGGCGGCGGCGGCGCUGUCCAACAUGGGCAUGUUCGUGGCGGAGAUGAGCAGCGACUCGUACCAGCUGCUGGGCAUGGCGGAGCGGGGCAUGCUCCCGGCCUUCUUUGCGCGGCGGUCGCGGCACGGGACGCCGCUGGUGGGCAUCCUGUUCUCGGCCUCCGGCGUCCUGCUGCUCUCCUCCAUGAGGUUCCAGGAGAUCGUGGCCGCCGAGAACUUCCUCUACUGCUUCGGCAUGCUCCUUGAGUUCCUGGCGUUCGUGCUGCUGCGUGUGCGCCGGCCCGACGCGCCGCGGCCGUACCUUGUCCCGCUCGGGACCGCCGGGUGCGUGGCGAUGCUGGUGCCACCCACGGCGCUGAUCGUAGUGGUGCUCGCGCUGUCGACGCUCAAGGUGGCGCUGGUGAGCCUCGGUGCGGUGGCCGUCGGGCUCGUGCUGCAGCCCGGCCUGAGGCUCGUGGAAAAGAAGGGAUGGCUCAGGUUCGCCGUCAACUCGGACCUGCCGGACAUGGGCGCGACACACCCACCAGCCGCGCCGGGCGAGCCUUUGGCGCCAUAGCCCGUGCGCUAGAAAAAACGAGCUGGAUUUGGGCUUCACUUCACAGUACGUCAAAAAAAAUUGGGCUGGAUAGGCCUCCAUGGAGGUCUGCAUGCCUGAGGACUGGUAAGGCCGUAGAAAUGCAUCAACCGGAAUUCGAUUCUAAAGCUGCGCAUACCCAGUGUACGUUUCACGUCAAACAGCAGCACAGCAGUCAUCCAAUCGAACCAAACAUAGCACGAUGGAUUGCACGUGCUAGCAGACCGACCCUCCAUCCAUUUCGUAUAGUGUGGUUGGUGACAUGUUGAACGGUGACCCCAAAUGCUCUUGAUCGUCAGUUCGUCACACGCGCAUGGCUGCCCGCUUUAUGGCAGGAAGCAUGAGAUGGACUCUGCAGCAAGGAUUGGGAUUUAGCAUGUCAUGUUGUCAAUUGAAAGCACCUCUAAAGCUGUUUAAAAACAACUCUAAAAUGUGGACCGAUAGCCCACUGCCGCUUAGGGCCUGUUUGGAUGGCUGAAAUGUUUCUAAUUUUGGAUGUUUUUGGUAGGAUCGCUACCAAAUGGCUGAAAAACAUUUUUCAGGAAAAGCCUACGGGUGUGAAACGCCUAGAAAGCUGUUUCUUAGUAUUUGCACAUGUUGCCACUGCCCGAGCACAAUAGCAUCCUUCCCAUAUCCAUGCCACAACAGGUUCCUUUUUCGUCCCAUCUUUGGUGCCUUGAAAUUAUCCACCGCCCUAAGUCCUCUGUCAUCGCUCGAGCUGUCCUGGAGCAAUGCGUCGCCCCUCGAGCCAUCUGGAGCACCAUGCCACCCCUUUGGCCUCCCUGGAUUCAGGUGCCUCCCC
Phragmites australis (common reed) is the source of this 2615-nucleotide messenger RNA. Its product is annotated as polyamine transporter PUT1-like. Gene Ontology annotation, cellular component: membrane. Gene Ontology annotation, biological process: transmembrane transport. Gene Ontology annotation, molecular function: transmembrane transporter activity. The record is from RefSeq and is a predicted model, not a curated record. NCBI's taxonomy places the organism in Eukaryota, Viridiplantae, Streptophyta, Magnoliopsida, Poales, Poaceae. The transcript is spliced from 2 exons. The coding region runs from base 230 to 1795 and encodes 521 amino acids.